GUGCAUCAUCAGAAUUACUACCUAGACACACAGUUUUCAUAUUCAUCAUUCUACCUAAUCUCCUUUGCUUAUUUUUUAACCCCCAUUUUCUCUCUUUCCUGCCCCUCAAACCGUUUGAUGUUCAUCAACUGUCUUAAUCUUCUCUUCCCCUCAAACCAAACAUCAAAGCCACCUCUUUUUAUUUGUUUUCCGUACUGAUUGCGUCGAUUUUUCAUUUCUUCAACGAACUGAUGCUCACUCAGAAUUGCAUAUAAAUGAGGAGGAAAGGAGGGGGGAUGUGUUAAAGCAUCAAGCCAAGACAACCCUUUAUUCCUUCUCUUGGUAUUAGCCCGGAAAGAAGUCUACCCAUCAGAGGAUAGGGCGUGAAUUUGGUAAAUUUAUCUGCUUUUUGGGAUUUGGGAUUCUGGGAAGAUGGAGUUGGAUAGCUUGGAUUGUUUGACAUCCUCAGAUUUGAUUGGCAAUGAUGAGAUCAAUCCCCUUCUUCAACCCCUUCUUCAUCAUCAGUUCCCUUCCUUGUCAAAGCCUCAUGGUAAUAGUAAUAGCAGCAGUGCUGUGUCGUCAGCGGUUCAUCCAGGCACCACCAGUGUCCACGAACUCCUUGAAUGCCCCGUUUGUACAAAUUUGAUGUACCCUCCAAUUCACCAGUGCCACAAUGGGCAUACACUCUGUUCAACCUGUAAAACAAGGGUACAUAACCGAUGCCCCACAUGUAGGCAGGAGCUUGGUGAUAUAAGGUGUCUAGCACUGGAGAAAGUAGCUGAAUCCCUUGAACUGCCUUGCAAAUAUAUGUUGCUUGGAUGCCCAGAGAUCUUCCCCUACUACAGUAAACUCAAGCAUGAGUCCAUAUGUAACUUCAGGCCAUACAACUGCCCAUAUGCUGGAUCAGAGUGCUCUGUUGUUGGUGAUAUCCCAUUCCUCGUUGCUCACCUGAGGGAUGAUCACAAGGUUGACAUGCAUUCUGGAUGCACAUUUAACCAUCGUUAUGUGAAGUCUAAUCCACGGGAAGUAGAAAAUGCCACAUGGAUGUUAACUGUAUUCCAUUGUUUUGGCCAGUAUUUCUGUCUUCAUUUUGAAGCCUUCCAGCUUGGAGUGGCCCCCGUUUACAUGGCAUUCCUCCGUUUCAUGGGUGAUGAGAUUGAAGCCCGGAACUACAGUUACAGCUUAGAAGUUGGGGGCAAUGGCCGGAAACUCACAUGGGAAGGCACUCCACGAAGCAUAAGAGAUAGCCACAGAAGGGUUAGAGACAGCCACGAUGGCCUAAUCAUACAGCGUAAUAUGGCACUUUUCUUCUCCGGAGGGGAUAGAAAAGAGUUGAAGCUGCGAGUCACUGGACGGAUAUGGAAAGAACAGCAGAACCCUGAAGGCGGGGCCUGCAUUCCCAACCUAUGUAGUUAAAAUUUUAAGGCGUGGUCGGGAGUCUCCAUCUCACCCUGCCAACCCCCACAUCUAUUUACAAUACCAGCAUUUAUUAUUAUCAAAUGUAUGCAGGUGAUGUAGAGGAUUCAUGAACUAUGUACGAAUGCUAUAGGCUUAAGCCUUUUUCUCAAUUAACAAUAAGCUUCUUU
Messenger RNA from Rubroshorea leprosula, 1565 nucleotides. The record is from the annotation of a GenBank genome assembly. NCBI's taxonomy places the organism in Eukaryota, Viridiplantae, Streptophyta, Magnoliopsida, Malvales, Dipterocarpaceae.